Messenger RNA from Colletes gigas, 798 nucleotides. It is a transcript of the gene Bka, whose product is annotated as rRNA-processing protein FCF1 homolog. The record is from RefSeq and is a predicted model, not a curated record. Bases 134 to 745 code for a protein of 203 amino acids. NCBI's taxonomy places the organism in Eukaryota, Metazoa, Arthropoda, Insecta, Hymenoptera, Colletidae. The transcript is spliced from 5 exons. Gene Ontology annotation, cellular component: nucleolus; small-subunit processome.
AGUGUAUAGUGAGAACCUGGACGCGGGUUUCCAUGUGCUUUGUAACACUUUAAUUUGACAGAUUAAUCUUUGUUCAAAGUGUUACGGCACUUUCGUUUGUAAAAGGGAACAAGAUACUGUACACUGAACGUCAAUGGGGAAAACUAAAAAGACACGAAAGUUCGUGAUGCAAAAGUUUGCACAAAUGAAGAAGAUGAUAAGUUUAAGCGACUCGAGAAUAAAGCCUGAAAAGCGUGCACCACCGAGGAAAGCUAAGAAGGAAGAUCCCACGCGACUCAAAGUAACAGAAGUGCCUCAACAGUCCUCGGCAUUAUUCUUUCAAUAUAACACCCAAUUGGGUCCUCCUUACCACAUUUUGAUAGACACAAACUUUAUAAAUUUUUCGAUAAAGAAUAAAUUGGACAUUAUAGAAAAUAUGAUGGAAUGUCUCUAUGCAAAGUGCAUACCGUAUAUAACGGAUUGCGUUAUGGGGGAAUUGGAGAAACUUGGACAGAAAUAUAAAAUAGCAUUAAAGAUCGUGAGGGAUCCCAGGUUCGAAAGAUUAAACUGCUUGCACAAAGGCACAUAUGCGGACGACUGUAUCGUCAAUAGGGUGACUCAACACAAAUGUUAUAUCGUGGCAACGAACGACAAGGACCUGAAAAGGAGGAUACGAAAAAUCCCUGGUGUGCCUAUAAUGUUCGUCUCUCAGCACAGAUAUAACAUAGAGAGAAUGCCGGACGCAUACGGAGCACCCAAGAAAUAGUUACUUAAUUUUAUAAUUUUUUUAUUACCUAGGUGUAUUUAAUAAACUGUACA